This is a messenger RNA of Aplysia californica (California sea hare), 263 nucleotides long. Its product is annotated as substance-P receptor-like. Gene Ontology annotation, biological process: G protein-coupled receptor signaling pathway. Lineage: Eukaryota; Metazoa; Mollusca; Gastropoda; Aplysiida; Aplysiidae. The coding region runs from base 4 to 255 and encodes 83 amino acids. Gene Ontology annotation, molecular function: G protein-coupled receptor activity; peptide binding. The record is from RefSeq and is a predicted model, not a curated record. The transcript has 2 exons. Gene Ontology annotation, cellular component: membrane.
AAGAUGCUUUUCACGCUUCUCAUCACCUUCAUGGUCUGCACACUGCCCUUCCAGGUGUCCACCAUAUACGAGAACUACAAGGACAGGCAGACCAAGCUUCCCUCGUGGUACCAGCCCGUAUACUUCUCUGCCAUCAACCUUAUGUACGCUCACAGCACCAUCAACCCAAUCGUCUACGGCGCCAUGAACCAGACUUUCAGGAAGGGCUUCAAACAUCUCAUGGACAGGUCGGUGAUUUUUCUACUUGUUUUUUAAAAAAAAGA